UGCUUCUUUUAUAACAAAUGAAUACAGUUCAAUUUUCAAAUGAUCUUUUUUUAAAUAGACUGUUUUGCGCGCAGAAGCGAGUGUGUUUAUCAUGCACAUAUGCAUGUGUGGAGGGCGGAAGUAAUAAUCACUGCAAGACCGGUUGAGUUUAAUAUGAUGUUAAAGUUAGGCUUCAUCGGAGUACCUUCUUAUCUUGUAUUUUAUUGUUAAUGUUAUUAUUUAAAAAUAUGUACCUACAGUCUUCCCUUUUCAGCCCCUACCAACUGUAAUUCUGUGAUUAUGCCCGUCCUUUCAAAGAAAUUCAUGCAGUUGUUUGCUGUGUUUAAUUUUUGCAUUAGGCAAAUUCCAACCUCUACUGAAUGACCUAAAAUUUGUACAGGAAGCUGCCAUCGGAAAAAAAAAAUCACCUCACAUUUAAGCCCCAAAACACUUUAACCACGUGCACGUGGCGCCAUUGCUCUCAAAUAGAGCGCACCUGUGUCCGUUUGUCUGUUGCGAGGUCUUCAGUUCGGAAAUUAUGAGUCUUUCAAGCAGACUGGAGGUUGCACUCGCCACCAACAAUGUUACUUCAGUUUUUCAAUUUAUUACUGGGGAGAAAUCAAUGUCUCUGAUCGACCAACUGGAUGACGUUGCAUGCAGGGAUUUGCAUAAAAAUGAAUUCAAAAAUGUUACACUGAUAUUACGGGCGCUUGAACAAGUAAUCUCCAAAGACGAAGACUGCAUCAACCAACUGGUCUGUCAGGGGUUAUUGGUCAAGAUGUUAAAUUGGUUUGAGAUGGUUUGUGAGCAUCUAAAGGUGCAGCAGAAACCAAACAAGGCUCCAGUGCGGCUCAUGGAAGCGUUCUGUGAAGUGUCGAUGAGACUUUGCCAGAGCAACGCUGAAGGCAGCAUUAAGAUUUUGGAGAUUCUUAUACUGAGGUUUGGAGCUGUUGUGAUUGACCAAGAUGUACAUUUCAAUCUUCGUCUAGAGGCCAUUAAGACAAUAAAUUCAAUGCUGGACAGUGCUUCAAAAGAAACUCGUAAAAAAAUAUGUCAGUCUGAUCAUAGUUCUCUGCUAGAGGAGUUUGCUAAAGUGAUAAUUGAUGUUGGUGAUUACGAAAUGCAGGUGGCCAUUUCUGAGGCACUCUGUCGGAUGACACCAAAGAAACUAAGGGAGGAAUUGGUUAGCAAGUGGUUCAGCUACAGAAGCUUUGCUUCAACUUUCACAACAAUAAGGGUUAAAGAGUUUGAAACGGAUUGUAGGAUAUUUCUGAAUGAACUCAACAGCUAUUUUGGGAGCUCAAGAAGAGUGUUUUCAUAUCCUUGCAUAAGGGCUUUUUUAGACACCACUGAGUUGUUUAAACCUGAGGAUGAACUCUUGCAGAACUUCUGGAUAGACUUCAACAUUGGGACAUCUUGCAUUGGCUUCUAUGUAAAUGACCCACAAGAAACCCUGUGGGAACUUAUUCAUUUGCCUAAAGAAGCUGUCAGUUCAUACAACCUACAAGAAUGUGAUAAUCAGAAGAUCUUGAGCAUUCACAUGUCACUUCCUGUGUGUCAUGGAAAGAUCACUGGGAAAAUGGUGCAGGUUACCUUUGACUCUAGGCAUGAUAUUCAAACUGCUGUGAACAAAGUCUAUGCUGGCAGAGAUGAAUUACAGCUGCUAGAGACAACAAAGCAUACUGUAUUUAGUCAGGAAGACUCAGGAAUUCCAGCUACUCCGACUGAAAUUAAACAGACAUUCAUGAGUCCUUCUAUCACAAAGGCUACAAGAAGAGCUCAAGGUUCUUUUGCUCUUCAGAGUGGGCCUGGGAAACUGCCAUCACACAAAUGUAGGACAUUCCCAACAGAAGACAAAUAUUCUCUAAACACCACCAUAAAUGGUUCAGACACAGAGGUGGCACAGGCUAAAGCUGUUGUCUUUAGUCAGUCUGUCUCCUCUAAUGGGUCUGUCAGUUCUGUUAAGUCCUUUCCAUCUGCAAAAUCUACACAAAAGAGGAAAAUUAGGAUCUUUCACUCUGAAAGUGACAGCUGUCUGUCACCUGGUGAGAGAUCUUUGCUCAGACACAAACUUCAAUGUGACUACACAAGGAAAAAAACACGGCUGAAAAGUAAACUCAAAGUUCUCCCACUUUCCUCACCAAGUAGCAAUGAAGAGAAGUACUUUAAGGAAUCCACUCCUAAAUACAGACCGGAGAGAGAGAGGGGUGAAGGAAUGGCUGGGAAGCAGAAUCUGGAUCUUUGCCACCAACCCAAGAAGUCCAUUCUGGAUUCAAGGUUUCAAGACAAGACAAUUCUUGAAGAUUCUGUCUUCACAGAGGUGGAACCUGUUGGAUCUAUUGAGGUAGACAGUGUAGACAAAGUACCAUCUAUGCCAUCAGACAGAAGACUACUGGCAUCGGCAGAAUUGAAUGUGGGUUGUGAUGUUGGAGGAGAGGAGCAGCUCUCAUUCUCUACACUCAAACCCAGAAAACUUUCUAUCUCCCCCUCACUGGAGAGAGCUAAGGAAGCAAUAACCCAAGCAUUGAUGGAAGAUGAAGAAUCUGAGGCAGAGUUGAGUUCUGGAGUCAUGGCUGCCUUUGAUUCCUUUAAAGCUCAGCUUAGAGAACACUUCUCUGUAAGGUAUAAGAAGACCGAAACAAAGUCACUGAGAUCAUUGACUGACUGCCAGAAAUCUGUAUCCUCUUUGCUAAAAACAGUGCAUGAUCAAAGGCUUAUUCAUUUGGAAUGCUUCCAGAACGCUGUAGUGCAGCAGCUGGGUCAACUGGAACAGAACUGUCUUUCCUUAAAGAACAUUGAGAGAGAAACUGUGGGUUUUUGGCGGUCGGUGUCUGAUACAGUGAAAGCGUUCUGUAAUAAACAGCAAAAGAGGUUGGAUUCUCUAGAAUUACUCAGAGGGGGGGUCCAAGCGCACCAGACAAAAGCAGAGGAAACAGAAGCAAUGCCUAGCAUGUCCACAGCAGUUCCAGUUGCUGAGACCAAAAAUAAAUUAAGAGAUUGAAAAUUUUAUCCAACGACCACAGAUUCCAGCUAGAAACCACACAUAACUAUUAAAACCAUUAUUAGCAUUGCAUAAGUGAAAUAUUUGUGAAUUGUAUGACUUGUAUUCAAAUGUAUUAUCUUUAUAUCAAUUUAUAUGUUUACAUGCAAAUACAAUUUGUUUAAAUCUUGUUACAUAAUGUGUGAAAAAAUCUAGUGAAGACAAGCAUGCACAACUAAGUGACAUUUACCUUGUCUUGUAAUGGGGGGAAAAGGUAUUUUUCUUGCGACACAUUUUGCAUCCCAUUAUAAGAAGACUGUAGACUCUGAAAGUGUGGCAAUUAAAAAAGACUCAAACUCAAA
This is a messenger RNA of Pangasianodon hypophthalmus (striped catfish), 3321 nucleotides long. RefSeq names its product synaptonemal complex protein 2-like (gene sycp2l). The transcript is spliced from 33 exons. Bases 518 to 2980 code for a protein of 820 amino acids. The record is from RefSeq and is a predicted model, not a curated record. NCBI's taxonomy places the organism in Eukaryota, Metazoa, Chordata, Actinopteri, Siluriformes, Pangasiidae.